Coffea arabica (coffee) is the source of this 2009-nucleotide messenger RNA. RefSeq names its product actin-related protein 2. The record is from RefSeq and is a predicted model, not a curated record. NCBI's taxonomy places the organism in Eukaryota, Viridiplantae, Streptophyta, Magnoliopsida, Gentianales, Rubiaceae.
UCGGGAAUGGAAAAGGGCACCGAGAAAGACAAAGGGACUUUUCAAUUUUCAUUCUACCAAAACCAAAUUGGGGCAUUUAAUUCGGCAGAGGUGAACUGGAGCAAUUUCUUCCCCAUCUCCACUUGAAGCUUCUUUUCCAUCUUGAUUUCAAACAAAUUCGGGUGGAGCAAUUCCUUCCCCAUCUCCACUUGAAGCUUCUUUUCCAUCUUGAUUCCAAACAAAUUCGGCAGAGGUGAGGUGAAUUGCAUUUAGUUAUUUCGGCAGAGGUGAAUUGGGCAGAGCCUCAGAGGUGAACUGGGCAGAGGUGAAUUGCAGGCCGUCGGCAGAGGCCGCGGGCAGAGGUGAAUUGCAGGCCGUCUCCAUUGCUUCUCUCUCUCCGACCCCUUUUCCUCCUUACUCCUCCUGUGGCCAUUUUUACAAGCAAAAGUCGAUUUGCAUCAGUACAGCAGUACUUAAUCCAAGAACAGAGGGCCUCAUUCCGAUGAAAGAAAUCUAGCCUCUGGAUCACUUCAGCUUCUUCACCCCUUGGACUUGAGAGUCAUCACGGAGAAAUGGACAGCCGCAACGUCGUCGUUUGCGACAAUGGCACUGGUUAUGUCAAGUGUGGCUUUGCAGGUGAGAAUUUUCCCACAUCAGUAUUCCCCUGCGUUCUUGGAAGGCCAAUGCUAAGAUAUGAAGAAUCUCUCAUGGAACAAGAAGUCAAGGACAUUGUUGUUGGAGAUGCUUGUUUGAAACUGAGACAUCAGCUGGAUAUUUCCUAUCCUGUCAACAAUGGGAUUGUGCAAAAUUGGGAUGAUAUGGGCCAUGUAUGGGAUCAUGCCUUUUUUAAUGAACUGAAGGUAGACCCAACAGAGUGUAAGAUCUUGCUCACGGAUCCCCCUUUAAACCCAUCCAAGAAUCGUGAAAAGAUGGUUGAGACCAUGUUUGAGAAGUACAACUUCACUGGUGUCUUCAUACAAGUUCAAGCUGUUUUAACAUUGUAUGCUCAAGGUUUGCUUACAGGAUUAGUUAUUGACUCUGGUGACGGUGUUACGCAUGUGGUUCCAGUUGUGGAUGGAUACUCAUUCCCUCAUCUCACAAAAAGAAUGAAUGUGGCUGGACGCCAUAUUACAUCAUAUCUCGUAGAUUUGCUUCAACGGAGAGGGUAUGCAAUGAAUAGAAGUGCUGACUUUGAGACAGUUAGGGAUAUUAAAGAGAAAUUAUGCUACAUAAGUUAUGAUUAUAAAAGGGAAUAUCAAUUGGGACUUGAGACAACCAUCCUUGUUAAGAAUUAUACACUACCUGAUGGAAGGUUGAUUAAAGUUGGGACUGAGAGAUUCCAGGCAUCUGAGGCUCUUUUCACUCCGGAACUGAUUGACGUUGAAGGUGAUGGAAUGGCGGACAUGGUGUUUCGUUGCAUUCAGGAAAUGGAUAUUGACAACCGCAUGAUGCUAUACCAGCAUAUUGUUUUGAGUGGAGGAAGUACAAUGUAUCCUGGGUUACCGAGUCGCUUGGAGAAAGAAAUUUUAGAUCGCUAUCUUGAUGUUGUUUUGAAGGGAAACAAAGAUGGAUUAAAGAAACUGCGGUUGCGGAUAGAGGAUCCACCACGAAGAAAGCACAUGGUAUACCUCGGAGGAGCAGUUCUUGCAGGAAUUAUGAAGGAUGCACCUGAGUUUUGGAUUACCAGGCAAGAUUAUUUAGAAGAGGGAGUUGCGUGUUUAAGCAAGUGUGGCCAGGCAUGAGUUCAUCUGGCAGAAGUUGUAAAAGGCAGAAGAUCUGGAACAGGGUUGCAGUUGGAAUUGAAAGGGGUGGAUGUAUCACUUGGGUGGCACAGACGAGCUUCAUUUUUGUUUCCUCGAGGACUUCAUUACUUCGCUUGCCUACAAAACAGUGGUCUUGUACUACCAUUGAAUUUGUUGCCUGUACCAUAUAGUUCCUACGCUUAUAGAUGUGUAGUGUAAGUUUUGUGAAGAAAAAAAAAAAUACUAUUCAGGUGAAAUCAAAUAGACAUAUACAUAGGUUUUCAAAAA